GUGGGGUCGAGGGCCCUCGCCUACUACGACCCGCGCGAUGACUACUGGCAUGAGAGGAUCAUGCUGGCGCACAUUCAGGACUUCCGCUUCGUGGUGCUCACCGCGGACUGGGACAUCUAUGAUGAAGACAUGUCCCAGGCGCUUCGCCUGCUGCCGCUGGGUCCACGGGGCGGCCUCCCCGUGCCGAGGCCGCAGGGGCACAUCCUGCGGGUGGACAACGCCCGCCUCAGCGCCGAGCUGCAGCAGCUGUGCGACGAGGCGGCGCAGAUGGCCUUGGACAUCCGCGAGGAGGAGGGCUUGCCGGCCCCAGCGGCGCCCCACGGGGUGCUUGCCGACGGCGUGGCGGGGGCGCUUGCCGAGGCGCCGGCUCCUGCGGCGCUGGCGGCCGCCGCGAGGCCCGCUGGGCCAGCGGUGGGGGGCGUGGCCGCUGCCGGCGCUCUGGCGGCGGCGCCGGCCGCGCCGCACAGGGCACCCGCGGCCGGGGCUCUCCUUGCCCCAGCCCCGCCGCGGCCCGCGGCGCCGCCGGCAGACGCGGUCUGGCUCGCGGCGGAGACGCGUGGGGGCUUCACGGCCGGGGCCCCGAUCCCGCCGGAGCUCCUCGGCGCGGAUGGCCAGCCGCAGGUCGUCCUGGGCGACCGCGGGGUCGUGGCGCUGGCGGCAGGCGUCUCGCUGGCGGUCGCAGUGGCGGACACCCUGGAGGCAGGGACGGCAGCGCUCUCCAGCAGUGGGGGAGACCUUCGCACGCUGCCGGUGCUCUACUCACCAGCUGGUGGCCGCUCCAGGUCCUUCCACGACGCCGUGGCCAAGAUGUCCACCACGCCCUUCCCAGACUGGCGCAUCAAGGGGCCGAGGACCGCUGCUUGGCUGCUUGAGAAGAUCUCGGAGGCGGGCUACACGCCGCUGCAGAGGCAUUUCUGGUGGCGAUCGAUCCAGGGGCUCACAGCUUCCGACUCGGGCGUGGACGACCACCACUUCAUUUCCGAGGUGCUGCAGGAGCUCACCACGUACGACCAGCUCAACGCGGGCGAGCUGGUGGCGGUGGAGAUCCUCUGCCGCCGCUACCAGCUCUGGGAGGAGCUGUACGCCUCGAGUCUGCGUGAAGCCGAGGCUGGCCAGGACGCUGCACCCUGGCUCGAUGAGCGAUCCAUCUUCCUCGGGCAGGACAGGAGCCGCGGCUCAGCGCUUGUCUGCCCCGCCUUGGAGAGCUGGGUGGCGGAGAAGCUCCGAGAGGAAAGUGCCAUCCUCAAGGAGCGCAGGAAGGGGCGAGAGGAAAGGCUGCUGGAGCGCGGCGUCGACGGCGGCGCGGCCCCCGGCCUCGGCGCGAGUUUGCAGGGGAGGCGAGGCGUGCUGAACGAUGCCACCUCGCUGGGUUUUGGCGAUGACAGUCUCGCGCAAAGGGACGCGCUGCCCAUCCCGCUCAGCUUCGAGGCGCUCCAGUGCCUGAAGGGGUUCUCGGCCCUCGACGGCGAGCUUUCGCUGGGGCAGCGGCGCAAGGCCGCGCGCUGCAGGCGCCAGGAGCGCUGGGUGCUGGGAGGCGUCGCGGCGCUCAACGAGCCGGGCGGGGGUGGUCGGUUGGCUGACAGCGGCGGGCGGCUUAGCUUGGCGCAGCGCUCCGCGUUGCAGCAUCUGGGCGAGGUCUACGCCGCGGUCCCGCCGAAGACUGAGGAUUGCACCAACCAGGAGGCGUUUCAGGCGCUUCUGGGGCUUCGACCUGGCAAUGCUGAUGAGCCAGCCAUCGGGGCGAGAGCCGGCUACCAGCGCGGGAGGGUAUCCCUUCCUUCUGGCGGUGCUGGGCGUGUCGAUCUUGUUCGACUACUUCCGCCGCACCUGCAGUCAGCGCUGGAGUCCGGGCACGGGUUAUUGCGCUCGGAGCAGGAGGCUUCUGCUGCUCUGGAGGAGGCUGACGUCACGUGUUGCGUCGACGGCAAGCUGGCCCAGCGGGGCUUUGACUACGGACGGUUUCUGCUCGAGCUGUACGACGCAGGGAUCGUUGAAGUUUUGGACUAUGAGUUAGAUCGGAAGGAGGAGACUGGCGUCUUCUUUGUGCCUCGCAAAGAUGACAAGCUGAGGCUUAUCUUUGACACCAGGAGGGCGAACUGCCACUUCAGGACGCCCGAUUACACGCACUUGGCCUCCGGCGACGCCCUCAGCAGCUUGGAGUGCACGCCCGGCGAGGAGGUGCACUUGGCGGCUGGGGACGUGGAGGUGUGUUUCUACCAGUACGUGCUGCCCACAUGGGCCAGGAACUACUUCUGCCUGCCGAGCUUGGCGACUCGCAUGCUGCCUGCCCGCCUGCGUGAGGCUCUGGGGCCUGAGGUUGCGGCGCGACCCAAGAUAGCCUUCCGUGUGCGAGUUGUUCCCAUGGGAUGGAACUGGGCCGUCCACUUUGUGCAGUCUGCCCACCUGAACGUGUUGGCUUCGAUCUCUCCGAACAACCAGUGGCUGGUGGACAAGCAGCCUGGGACGUGCCCCUCGGACAGCUCUGCUGCAGCCAAGGUCUUGUGCAUAGACAACUUUGCGGCCAUUAGCACCAGUCGCGAGGCAGCGUUGCAGGUUGUCAAUGACAUGCUGGGCUCUUUCACCAGUGAGGGCGUCAGGGCGUCGCUUGACUUGGACGUCGUCCUCCUCGGCUUCACGCUGGGCUCCAAGGCCGCCAGGUGGCGCCCCGCACCCAAGAAGUUUUGGAGGGUGCAUGGCUGCAUCUCACACCUGCUGGAGCCAGGAAGGCGUAUCACUGGGCGCCAGUUGGAGAGGCUUGUGGGCCACGUGGUCGCGCUGCUGCUGCUGCGGCGUGAGGCUCUCAGCCUCCUCAGCGCCGUUUACGUCUUCAUCCGGUCGACCUACGACAGGGCGCAGCCGCUGUGGCCCAGUUGCCGACGUGAACUCAGGUGGGUGCUUGCGUUGUUGCCCACGGUGUUCGCCGACAUGAAGAGGCCUUGGCACGCUGAGGUAGGUGCCUUUGACGCGUCGCCUUGGGGCGCGGGAGUCUGCACUGCGCGCUGGCCUUUGAGCGCGGUGCAGGCCGCAGGCAGGCAGCCGGAGAGGCUGCGUUUCCGCGGGCCCCUCGCCUCAUUGGUGGCUCCGCGGGACGCUGCCCUGGCCGCGGACAGCAUCGAGCUCUCUGACCCCGCCGCGCUCCUGCUCGGCCGCGCGGCGGGUUUCGCCGAGGUGAGCGGAGAGCUGCUGCGCGAGGAGGUCCGCACGCUCCAGGCAGCGCCGCCGUUCGGUCAGCCAAGUCUGCCAGAGGUGGGAGGCGCUUCGCCGACCCGGAAGCGAGCCGUUGGUGGUGGCGAGUCCGCAAGGAUCAGAGCGCAGCUGCCGCCGCCUUCCGCCCAGGAGCGGGCCCGCUUGCUGCCCCGCCAGGGCUUUCUGGCAGCCAACAAGGUGCGACCGUCCACUCAGGUGCUCUAUCUGAAGGUGUUGCGGCUGCUGGCAGGCUGGCUCAUGGUGGACGCUCUGCCCGACUGGCCUGUGGCGGCCUGGGACGCAGCGCUGGCCGACUUCCUGCUGUGGGCCUUCGACCAGGGAGUGGCGCGGGCGACGGCUGCAAGGCUUGGCGCCGCGGUGCUGUGGGGGCUCCCGCAGCUCCACGUGGCGCCCUUGCAGAGGUGCUUCCCGCAGCUCGCGCACUCGCUGGCGGGCUGGAAGCGCCUGCAUCCGCCAGGCUCUCGUCCGCCUCUUCCAGAGCUUGUGGUUCGCGCAGCGGCAGCUUGGCUUGGGCACCAGGGCGAGUUUGCGACCGCCUUGUGCCUCAUGCUGAUGUUCGAGGGCUACCUGAGACCCUCGGAGGCGCUGGCGCUGCGGGCCGCCCAGCUCACCGGCCCUUUCGGCUCGGCCACCAGCGCGGGCUCACACAUGUCGGUGGUGGUGCAUGCUGCAGAAUUGCAGCAACCGGGCAAGACAGGCGAGAUGGACCACACCGUUGUGCUCGACCUCCCGCGCCAGCAGGCCCUGGCUUGGGCCUUGGCGCGCCUGCGCGACUCCCGCCUGGGCUCCUGGCACCCGCUGUGGGACUUCGACUACAACCUCCUCCAGCGGCGAUUUGGCCAGGCGCUCGCGGCUGUGGGAGCCAGCUGUUUAGCAGGCACGCUCUACAGCCUCAGGCACGGCGGCGCCAGCCACGACCGCCUGACGGCCAGCCGCACGCUAAUGGAGGUGCAGCAACGAGGAAACUGGCGCGCCUUCAACAGCGUGCGACGCUACGACAAGCACGGGCGAGUGGCGAUCGAGUGGAUGAAGAUUCCCGCCCCCCAGCGCCAGGAGAUCGAACGGUUGGCUGCUGGACUCGACGCCGCCUGCAAGCUGUACUCGCUUCAGCGGCAGGGCAUGCAGUCAUUGAGCGGGAUGUCCUGCAUGGGCAAGAGUUUGAUCUCACCCGGCCUGCGCCGUGGGCUGUGCUGCGCGGCUGGAUUGCCAGCGGCAAGUCGGCCCAGCCAAGCUCGCGGACUCUCCCCACCGUGGGCAACUCCGCUCCCGCUCUUUCGCGCCAACUCUGCCGCCUGGCUCUUCCCUGGCCCGCGCCUCCUCACGGACGCCACUAUCAACAAGCACGUUUGGCUAGCCUUCGGUUGCACCCUGGCCACCACUGACCUGGACGCCUACACGGACCAGGAGGCGCAGGCGGAGCUGCGCGCGCGCGAGGAGGGCUGGCAGGCGGAGCUGGCCGCGCUGCAGUCGAAGGCGCUGGCGGAGCUGCGCGCGCGGGACGAGCGCGCGCAGGCGGAGCUGCGCUCGCGCGAGGAGGACUGGCAGGCGGAGCUGGCCAGGCUGCAGUCGCAGGUGGCGCACGAGCUGGCCGACCGCGAGGGGCGGUGGCGCGAGGAGCUGUCGCGCCUGGUGGCCGAGGAUCCAGAUGGAUCCGCGAGGGCCCCCAAGGGGGCCCGAGACCAGGCGAGGACGCCCAGCGUGAGGGCGCACGCCUGCCGUGCCCAGACCUGGGCCGCGGGAGUGGGGGCCCUCCCGCGCCUCCGCGCAUCCGCUCGCGCCUCCUCGCAGGAGCAGAGGAGCGCGGCCGAGCUGGAGGCCUCGCGCGGGCGCGACCGGCAGCUGCAGGCCGAGCUGGAGGCCUCGCGCGGGCGCGAGCGGCAGCUGCAGGGCGAGCUGGAGCGCGCCGACGCGGAGCGGGUCGAGCUGGAGGCCUCGCGCGGGCGCGAGCGGCAGCUGCAGGCCGAGCUGGAGCGCGCCAGCGCGGAGCGGGUCGAGCUGGAGGCCUCGCGCGGGCGCGAGCUGCACCUGCAGGGUGAGCUGGGGCGGGUCGCGGAGGAGCUUGCGACCGCGCGCGCCGAGGGGCGGGGCAGGGAGCUCGCGGCCGCGCGCGCCGAGGAGCAGGCGGCCGCGCGCGCCGAGGAGCUCGCGGAGCUGCGCGGAGGGCUCGCGGCCGCGCAGGGGGAGAUGCACGAGAUGCGCGUGCGGGAGAAGAUGCACAAGGCGCUGGUGAGCCAGAUGGACGCCGUCGAGAGGCAGCGCAGGCUCCUCGACGACGAGGUGGGCCGCCUCUCCGAGGAGCUGCGGGCGGCGCGCGAGAGGGAGGCGGGGCAGACCGAGCGGGCGCGGUCCGAGGCGCAGGGGCACGAGGAGCUGGGGCGGCAGCACCUGCAGCUGCAGUCCGAGGUCGCCCACCUGCGAGACCAGCUGGACAGGCGGGACGCGGAGGCCGCCUGCCUCAGGCGCGAGCUGGAGGCGCAGGCGGAGGAGCGGGCCGAGGAGACCCGCCUGACGUUGGAGGAGCUGGGCGGCCUGCGCGCCAACGUGGACGAGCAGGACAAGAGGUGCACGGAGCAGCUGAGGGACCUGGAGGGCGUCCGCGCGGAGCUGCGGCAGGCCCUCGGCGAGCGGGACGCGCUUGGCACGGAGCUGGAGUUGGCCCGCAAGGACGCAAGUGCCGGCCUCGCGGCCGCCAGGGCGGAGCGCGAGCGCCACGAGGAGUCGCUGCGCAGGCAGCUCGACGGUGCCCUCGCCGACGCCGCGACUGCCCGGGCGGAACGCCAAGCCGCGCGCGAGGAGCUGACGGCCGCGCGCGAGGAGCUGACGGCCGCACACGAGCUGGCCGCCGCACGGGAGGCCGCGGGCAAUGAGACAAUGACGGAGCUCGAACGCGCGCGGCAGGGCCUGCUGGAAGCCCGCUCCGAGGCGAGCGCUGCUCGCGCCGAGGCCCAAAGGCUGGGGCCGGAGCUGGAGGCCGCCAGCGCCGGCUUGGAGGCCGCGCGCGCGGAGCUCGCGGCUGCGAGGUCGGAGGCGCGGGAGACGGCGCAGGAGGGGGAGGAGCUGCGGAGGCAGCUCGACGGCGCGCUCUCUGGCGGCGAGGCGAUACACGCCGAGCUGCUCGAGCUCCGGGACAGGGUGGCGCAGCACCAGCUGCUGGAGGUCGAGCUGAGGAGCCACCGCAGGAGGGAGAGGGAGUACCAGGACCUGCAGCAGGAGGUGCUCAGGAAGUGCACGCAGCUCAACGCGAUCCGCAACAAGCACGUGGAGCAGGCGUCCCCCGGACCUCCCCCGGUGGCCGUUGCGGCCACCGCGGUGGCCAGCGCCACGACCACCACGGAGGGCGGCGUCACCCGCAUGACGAGCACGACGGAGACCCGCGUGUCGGCGUGCGGCGAGGCAGAGGCUCGCGUGGCCGUGGAGGAGCUGACGCCAGACAGCCACGCCGAUCUCGGUGGGUUGGCAGCGGCGCGCUGAGGGCAGAGCCCCCGCGCGCUCGUCUGCGGCUUCGGCUGGCUGUCCUCACGUGCUCGGCUGUCUCCACUGCCCGUGGUUGACUUCGGAAGUGCCAGCAGUCCUUCCCCUCCUGCCCCACCACUCGUGCGCGCUGCCAAAUUCCGUCUCUGUCCUCCCUAGUGCAUUAGCCCGAAUGCGGUCGCCCCGAUGCUCGGGCGAUCGUUUCUGUUGCAAAUGAACCACGUAUACGCGGUGCGGAACGCAACCGUCGUAGGCAAGUGUUAACGCAGCGCGGGCGCGAGACACCUCGAUAGGGUGUGCUGCCGCGCGGUGGGGAAA
Prorocentrum cordatum is the source of this 6996-nucleotide messenger RNA. The record is from the annotation of a GenBank genome assembly. Lineage: Eukaryota; Dinophyceae; Prorocentrales; Prorocentraceae.